AUGGUGAAACGACCCCAAUGUUGGGCUUGCCGUGAAAAGCGUAUCCGCUGUGGCUCUGAAACUCCUACUUGCGUCAAAUGCUCAGUCAAAGGCAUUCAAUGUCCCGGUUACAGCAGAACGAGGCCCCUACGAUGGAUGAGGCCGUUCAAUCCCGAGUCUCAAUAUCAUCUGCGUGGGAAACAUAACAGUCAGUACCUACUCCAAACAAAGAAAUCAGGCGGUUAUCCUUCUAACCACGUCAGUCUGUCAGGCAAUUCUGGAAGCAGUGUUCCUGUUGCAUUGCGGCCUGCUGGACUGGAUCUUCAUGACCUGGUAAUAGCCGAAGAGAUUAUGUACUAUAAUGAGCGUAUAGCUCCAGAUUUGGUGCCGACAGAUAACCCGGCAAACCCGUUCCGGUGGGACAUUUCUGAGUCCCUCCAAGCACCGCUUUACUUGAGGCAUGCGUUUGCUGCCAUCAGCAUCUUUCAUCGGAUUGUUCAGCGUCGUUGGGAUCUCAGUCGCCUUGUCGUACGGCCCGGAUCGAGUACGCGGAGCGUGACGCCCACUGUAACAAGUGCAUUAUCAACGCGGGAAUCGGGCGAACUAGCAAGAGCGGGCAGUGAUCAGCUUGAUGCAGAAGAACGGAGGUUCUACAGCUAUUAUGCUUCCGCCAUCAGAAGUGUGAAUGAUGCACUGUCAAGAACUUCAAGGAGUCUAGACUAUAGCAUUCUCGGCGGUGUUAUGAUGUUAUUGUAUUCUCAGUUACAACAAGGGGCGUAUGGCCAAUGGCGAACACAUCUGGAGGGAGUCAAAGCACUCAUUGACUCAUUUGGUGGCUCGAAGAUUCUAGUACUGAACGAUGAAGAAGAGUGCAUGCUGGUUUCCAACAUACUUUUGGUCGAUAUCAUGGCGACGACCACAUGCCCGGUGGCCUCCAUGCCCCCGGAUACGGCGGAAAGACACCAAUCGUACCAUCGGAUCCUAUCUUUGCUGAAUCGGAAAGGUAUACAAUCUUCCUUCUACAUACCAGCCAACCUCAUCAAGAUUAUCGUUGAGGUCAACCUGAUUAGAGCAAAGUCAAUCUCAACCAAGGUCUUUGGAGACGCGGUGGAAUGUCCUGUGGAUUACAAGAUCUCGGAAGUACUGUCAAAAUUGAACCAUUACACUCCGCUUGACGGCAGCACAAGCCAUCGCAGCAAUCCAACGUAUAUUGAUUCGAGACCUGAGAAUGACCCGGCUCUAUCUCAUCCUGAAGGUCAGGGAUGUCCAGAAAUUCGGGAUAGAUUGUUGCUGGAAGCAAGAAGUUACGCCCACUGUGCUCAAUGCUUCCGUGCAGCCAUAAAAAUAUACGCGGUAGAGACGUAUUUAGCUGCGGAGCUGGCGGGUGGAUGCGAGAACUGCUGCGACGCCGGACCAAUCCUGCAGUCAUCAAGUACUCGUGACAGGAUGAUAGGUGCUCGGCAAAUCGCGUACCAUGAGCUGAUGGAAUCCCUCAAGUUUCUUCUCGGCGCAAAGCGACGCCAGGAACAUGGGGUUCACUAUUGGAAAUUUGUUUUCUGGCCACUCGCUAUUGCGGGCGUGCAGAGUGUCAUAGUGCACCGCAAUGGUCCUGAUUUUGCGUUUAUCCACGGCCAGUUACUCGAGAUGACGGCAGAUCUGGGGACUAUGGGUAUGAGAGAUGCUGCCUUUCUUCUUGAAAAGUUAUGGACGGCGUCAACAGCCGACACCACUACUAUGACAUGGGAUGAGGUUUUCAAAGAUGCACCGCUCUUCUUGCUAUAA
This is a messenger RNA of Aspergillus pseudoviridinutans, 1761 nucleotides long. Its product is annotated as Zn(II)2Cys6 transcription factor. The transcript has 4 exons. The coding region runs from base 1 to 1761 and encodes 586 amino acids. Gene Ontology annotation, cellular component: nucleus. Gene Ontology annotation, molecular function: zinc ion binding; DNA-binding transcription factor activity, RNA polymerase II-specific; transcription cis-regulatory region binding. Lineage: Eukaryota; Fungi; Ascomycota; Eurotiomycetes; Eurotiales; Aspergillaceae. The record is from RefSeq and is a predicted model, not a curated record. Gene Ontology annotation, biological process: positive regulation of transcription by RNA polymerase II.